Molecule: messenger RNA, 2318 nt
Organism: Manis javanica (Malayan pangolin)
Lineage: Eukaryota; Metazoa; Chordata; Mammalia; Pholidota; Manidae
Gene: PARP3
Product: poly(ADP-ribose) polymerase family member 3
Biological process (GO): double-strand break repair; protein poly-ADP-ribosylation
Cellular component (GO): site of double-strand break; nucleolus
Molecular function (GO): NAD+ poly-ADP-ribosyltransferase activity
Source: RefSeq, a predicted model, not a curated record
GGCAGUGCCCGCACCUGGUCCAAGGUCACCGGACAGCCGAUGGGCACGUAUUGCAUGCCCCGUGCCAGAGGAGCCGCGCUAAAGAUGCGUCUGUCCCCUGGCCUUGGCCGUGUCUCGGGGAAGUGUCUACCCAUCCAUGGUACAGGCUGCCCUCCUCGGCCUGCCCAGCCUCUGACUCACCCGACUAGUGGCCAAAUAGCUGGAAUCCUACACCCCGACUCCAGCUCUUCCCUCCCCCGACGGUCUGGAAGUCCCUCCCUAAGUCGCCUAAGGCUUGCAGAGGGUUGCUAGAGGGGCCCUAGAACUGGGACAGCCGUGGGAGGUUCGGGGCUGCCACCUCUCCCAGGUCUGCGCUUUUUCUUAGAACAGCCAUGGCUCCAAAACGCAAGCUCCCAGUGCAGCGUGAGGGCUCUGAGAAGAAGAAAGGGCAGCUGGGGGCAGAGGAGGACAGCUUGCACUCCACUGUCAAGGCCCUCAGGGCCGCACCUGCAGAGAAGCGUGUAGUCCGAGUGGAUCCCCAGUGCCCACUCAGCCACAGCCCAGGGACCCAGGUGCACGAGGACUACGACUGCACCCUAAACCAGACCAACAUCGGAAGUAACAACAAUAAGUUCUACAUCAUCCAGCUGCUGCAAGACGGAGAGCGCUUCGUCUGCUGGAACCGCUGGGGCCGGGUGGGAGAGGUGGGCCAGUCAAAGCUCAGCUCCUUCGUGUUACUGGAGGAUGCAAAGAAGGACUUCGAGAAGAAAUUUCGGGACAAGACCAAGAACAGCUGGGCUGAGCGGGACCACUUUGUGGCCCACCCCGGCAAGUACACACUUAUUGAAGUGCAGGGAGAGGAUGAGACCCAGGAAGCCGUGGUGAAGGUGGAUGGAGGCCCACUGAGGACUGUGGCCCAGAGGGUGCGGCCCUGCUCCCUGGACGCAGCCACGCAGAUUCUCAUCACCAACAUCUUCAGCAAGGACAUGUUCAACAGUGCCAUGGCCCACAUGAACCUGGAUGUGAAGAAGAUGCCCCUCGGGAAGCUGAGCAAGCAGCAGAUCGCACGGGGCUUCGAGGCCCUGGAGGCCCUGGAGGCGGCCCUGAAAUCCACCCCACAUGCUGGCCUCAGCCUGGAGGAGCUGUCCUCCCACUUCUACACGGUCAUUCCCCACAACUUCGGCCGCAGCCGGCCCCCGCCCAUCAACUCCCCCGAGCUUCUGCAGGCCAAGAAGGACAUGCUGCUGGUGCUGGCGGACAUCGAGCUGGCCCAGACCCUGCAAGCAACCCCUGAGCAGGUGAAGAAGGCGGAAGAGAUUCUGCACCCACUGGACCGAGAUUACCAGCUCCUCAAGUGCCAGCUCCAGCGGCUGGGCCCAGAGGAGCCCGAGUACAAGGUGAUACAGACCUACUUAGAACAAACUGGAAACAAGUACCGGCAGCCUGCCCUCCAACACGUUUGGAAAGUGAACCGAGAUGGGGAGGGAGAACGGUUCCAGGUGCACUCCAAGCUAGGUAACCGGAGGCUGCUGUGGCAUGGCACCAACGUGGCCGUGGUGGCUGCCAUCCUCACCAGUGGGCUCCGCAUCAUGCCGCAUUCUGGUGGCCGUGUCGGCAAGGGCAUCUACUUCGCUUCUGAGAACAGCAAGUCAGCUGGCUAUGUUACUGGCAUGUCCUGCGGGAAGCACCACAUCGGCUACAUGUUCCUGGCGGAGGUGGCACUGGGCAGAGAGCACCACAUCACCAUCAACGAGCCCAGCUUGAAGCAGCCACCCCCUGGCUUCGACAGUGUGGUCGCCCGGGGCCACACAGAGCCCGACCCAACCCAGGACAUGGUGUUGGAGCUGGAUGGCCAGCAAGUGGCAGUGCCCCAGGGCCAGCCCAUGCCCUGCCCGGAAUUCAGCAGCUCCAGCUUCUCCCAGAGCGAGUAUCUCAUCUACCUGGAGAGUCAGUGCCGCCUGCGCUACCUGGUGCAGAUUCACCUGUGAACUUCCUGCCCACCCCCAGGGCUCUGCUGGACACUGGACUGUCAUCUUCAACCUUCCUGCCCCUCCCUGGCGCCCCCAUAUCACCUCUCCUUGCUCCCAAGUCUCCCUCCCAUGUCCCUUGCUGGCCCUCGCCUGGCUGUGGGCCCAGAGUCCCCUCCUAAAGCCGGGGUCUGAUGGACUGGAGUCAUUACUGGGACGUGCAUACUGCAGCCAGCAUGAGGCAGUGUGUUUGAGGGGCACAGGCUGACAGCAGGCAGGGUCCCACACCCAGCCCAGACUGCCCAUCCAAGCGGUGUGGUCACUGAGGUAGGAUGAACUUCAGGCAAGGUUAUUAAACAUUGUUUCACUCCC